Molecule: messenger RNA, 761 nt
Organism: Stegodyphus dumicola
Lineage: Eukaryota; Metazoa; Arthropoda; Arachnida; Araneae; Eresidae
Product: retinitis pigmentosa 9 protein-like
Biological process (GO): RNA splicing
Source: RefSeq, a predicted model, not a curated record
UUAGCAGGUGCAAAGCAAAACAUAUGUCUACUUGUCUGUCUAUUAAGAAAUUAUGAUGAGUCGUUAAAUUCAUUUGGAAAAGCCCUUGUUACGUAAAUGGCUAGCAGUAGCAGAGAAAGAAAAAGAUUAAAAUCAAAAAAGAAAGGAAAAGAGGAUGAGCGUGUGCAAGUUUUGAAACAUUAUGAUACAUUCUAUGGCCAAGCCCCUCCUGGACUGAUUAAAGAAGAAGAAGAGCAUCCUGAGGACUGUAUUCCAAAUUUGCCUGAAAAUAAGGAAGCCCGAGAAUUUUUAUCCAAAGCACCUACAAAAGGACUAUGGAUGCCUCUCGGCAAAGAAGUGAAAGUUAUGAAAUGUAUGUAUGUUAUUACUUUUCUUACGGCUUAAAAUUCUGUUUUAAUUAUGGAAUCUGUAAUUAAAUUGUUAUUGUAUUUACUCAAUGAAAUCCCCUCCUCUUUUUCAGCUAUAUAUUUGUUUUGAAAUUUGGUAUCAUCUUAUAAUUGGGUCUUUUGAUAAAAGGGAGAAAUUUAAUUAUCAUACUGUACAGAAUAAAUAUGUUGUUUAAACACUAAAUAAAUGGUACUUACAUAUUAUCCCAUCAACCAUGAAACUAUUGCUAAGCAGUCUAGUUUAGCUGCAAUUAGGAUAAGCGUAAUGCCACAACACUGUCAUAACAUCUGCACCAUUAUUUGACGUAACUCUAAUUCAUUCUAGAUAAGCCAUGUUUUAUUUUUGUAAAAAAAAAAAAAAAAAAAAAAAAAAAA